Messenger RNA from Trichoderma citrinoviride, 426 nucleotides. RefSeq lists its product as hypothetical. The record is from RefSeq and is a predicted model, not a curated record. The coding region runs from base 1 to 426 and encodes 141 amino acids. Lineage: Eukaryota; Fungi; Ascomycota; Sordariomycetes; Hypocreales; Hypocreaceae. The transcript has 2 exons.
AUGACCAACAAACCCGACAAAGGAAAGGGCAAGGAGGUCGAAGGACCGAGUGGUCCGCUUCCGGCCCAAACCAACGUCACCAACGCCAACGGUGACAACCCUGCUCAGGAGCAUGCUGCCCAGGAGCAUCCCACUCAGGGAGUCACCACCGCCCUGGAGAAUCUCGCCUUGGAGUCUCCCGCCCAGGUGACUCCCGCUCAGGCACCUCCCGCUCAGGCACCUCCCGCUCAGGCACCUCCCGCUCAGGCGACUUCCGCCGCGGCGAUUUCCCUUCAAGGGACUUCCUUUGAUGCCACUCCGGCUCCCACUGAGGGAACCCUUCAGCCUUGGCAGAUUGCGGCCUUGGAAAAGGCAAGAACCCCUCUCCCCGAUUCCCGUCCCCCGACUGCCUCGGGCAGCUCGACCCAGGCAACGCACCCGUCGUGA